GCAGGUUCCGCCUGGGCUCGUCAUUCAGCCGCCCCGGGCCUGACGCUGCUGCCGGCCUUCUUCCGCGCCGCGGGACCCUCCCCCGUUUUCUCCCGCCGUGCCGCCAGCCGGCGCAAGCGGCGACCGCGCUCCCGCCCCGGCUCCUCGGCUGGCUCCGGUUGCCCUCCCCGCCCCUUCCUCCCCCCCUUCCUCCCCGCCCCGGCUCCCUCUCCCACCGGCCGGGCCCCGGAGCGCCGCUGUCGGGGUGUGAGCGGGGCCCGGCGCCGUGUUGGGCCGUCCCCUCGCCGGCGGGGCCAUGGCCGCCAGCGCCAAGCGGAAGCAGGAGGAGAAGCACCUGAAGCUGCUGCGGGAGAUGAGCAGCCUCCCGCCCAACCGCAAGUGCUUCGACUGCGACCAGCGCGGCCCCACCUACACCGACAUGACGGUGGGCAGCUUCGUGUGCACCUCCUGCUCCGGCAUCCUACGGGGCUUGAAUCCACCUCACAGAGUGAAGUCCAUUUCAAUGACUACUUUCACACAACAGGAAAUAGAAUUUCUGCAGAAACAUGGAAAUGAAGUGUGCAAACAGAUUUGGCUAGGCCUGUUUGAUGACAGAUCAUCAGCUAUUCCAGACUUCAGGGAUCCACAGAAAGUAAAGGAAUUUCUACAGGAAAAAUAUGAAAAGAAAAGAUGGUAUGUUCCUCCAGAGCAAGCAAAGGUGGUGGCAUCAGUCCAUGCAUCCAUAUCUGGGUCUUCUGGUAGUAGUAGAAGCAGCACACCUGAGGUGAAACCUCUCAAAUCUCUCUUGGGAGAAGCUGCACCCACACUGCACUUAAACAAGGGCACACCUAGCCAAUCUCCUGUUGUAGUUCGAUCUCAAGGACAGCAGCAACAGGAAAAGAAACAAUUUGACCUCCUCAGUGACCUUGGCUCAGAUAUUUUUGCUGCUGCUCCUCCUCAGUCAACUGCUAUAGCAAACUUUGCUAAUUUUGCACACUUUAACAGUCAUACAGCGCAGAACUCUGCAAACGCAGGUUUUGCAAACUUUGAUGCAUUUGAACAGUCUAGUGGCUUGAGUAAUUUUGGAGGUUUCCCCACAGCAAGUCAGUCUUCUUUUCAGCCCCAAAACACAGGUGGAAGUGCUGGAUCGGUCAAUGCUAACUUUGCUCACUUUGAUAACUUCCCCAAAUCCUCCAGUGCUGACUUUGGGGCCUUCAAUGCUUCUCAGAGCAACACAACAGCCGCUGCAGCUAGUAAAGCUGCAGCAAAUAAGCCUAAUCUCCAGCCAGCUGACAAAUAUGCAGCUCUUGCAAACUUAGAUAAUAUCUUCAGUGCAGGGCAAGGUGGUGGUGAGCAAGGAAGUGGCUUCAGCACAGUUGUGUCAGCAUCAGCAGGCCCUGCAUUGUCAGCCCCGAAUCAGUCAAGUGCAUCUUCAGACAAGUACGCGGCUCUAGCAGAGCUAGACAGCGUCUUCAGCUCCACAGCAACCUCUAGUAAUGCCUAUACUUCCACCAGUAACGUCAGCAGCAGUGCUUUUGGAACAGUACCCGUGGCUGCUACUGCACAGACACAGCCUGCAUCUUCGAGUGUGCCUGCUCCCUUUGGAGCAACACCUUCCACAAAUCCAUUUGUAGCUGCCCCUGUUGCCCCAGUGGCACAUCCAACAAAUCCAUUCCAGACCAAUAGCCGAGGAGCAACAGGCCUCUCAGGAGCAAUGCACUCUCACAUAUUUCCUCAGGCUCACUUUGCAGCAACAUUUGGUACUGCUUCCAUGAGCAUGCCUGCAGGAUUUGGGACUCCUGCCCCCUACAGUCUUCCUACUAGUUAUAGUGGCAACUUCCAGCAGCCCACGUUUCCAGCCCAGGCAGCUUUCCCUCAACAGACUGCUUUUGCUCAGCAGCCAAACGGAGCAGGUUUUGCUGCAUUUGGCCAGGCAAAGCCUGUAGUAACUCCUUUUGGACAAGUUGCAGCUGUUGGAGUACCUAGUAACCCUUUUAUGGCUGGUGCACCAACGGGACAAUUUCCAACAGGAAGCUCAUCAACCAAUCCUUUCUUAUAGCCUUAUAGACACUUUACCCAAAAGAACUCUUACGUGGUCACAUAACAUCUCUGCGCCUCUUGCACUGUUGUCUCGUUUCACUGAUAUUAGCUUUAAACACAAAAGAAAUCUUUAAGAAGUAAAAAUAAAAGCCUGCAUUGUGUACCUUUAAAAAAUAAAAAAGGACAAAAAAAAAAAAAAAGAUGAAACCUUCUUCACAUAAAAUACACAAACCCCAAGGAAGUCAACCCCCCCCACCAGGUAAUAACGUGCAAACCAGAGGGCUGUGGUAACAUCCUUGAACCUGCCAGCUGGCAGGUGAAGAGUAGCGGUAUCAUGUGUGUUGAAAUUGGCUAAUAAGUUAUUGCAGAUACCACAUUCAUUAUGCUGCAGUACUGUACAUAUUUUUCUUAGAAAAUAGCUAUUUGUGCAUAUCAGUAUUUGUAACUUUAACACAUUGUUAUGUGGAGGAAAAAACAAAUGUUACUGGGAAAUAGAUCAGCCACUUUAAGGUGCUGUUGGAUCUCUUGGAAGGAAUGAACUGCGUCAAUUCUAACCUGUUGGCGUUGGAAGUCACAAAGUUCAACUGAAGGUUUGUUCAUUUCUCAAAACGUUUUCCUUUCCUAAGAGCUCUUCUAUUUAUACAUGCCUAAAUCUCUAAUGUUAGAGGGAUACCUGUCUGCAUAAUAAAGCUGAUCAUGUUUUGCUACAGUUUGCAGGUGAAAAAAAAAUAAAUAUUAGAAAAAGCAA
Messenger RNA from Pogoniulus pusillus (Red-fronted tinkerbird), 2767 nucleotides. It is a transcript of the gene AGFG1, whose product is annotated as ArfGAP with FG repeats 1. Gene Ontology annotation, molecular function: GTPase activator activity. The transcript has 14 exons. Bases 296 to 2038 code for a protein of 580 amino acids. Gene Ontology annotation, cellular component: cytoplasm; cytoplasmic vesicle; membrane. The record is from RefSeq and is a predicted model, not a curated record. Lineage: Eukaryota; Metazoa; Chordata; Aves; Piciformes; Lybiidae. Gene Ontology annotation, biological process: spermatid nucleus differentiation; acrosome assembly; intermediate filament organization.